Molecule: messenger RNA, 1040 nt
Organism: Babjeviella inositovora NRRL Y-12698
Lineage: Eukaryota; Fungi; Ascomycota; Pichiomycetes; Serinales
Exons: 1
Coding region: 34-843 (269 amino acids)
Source: RefSeq, a predicted model, not a curated record
AAGUCUCUUAGCUAGUACAUUUCAAAAUAUUCCAUGUCCAAAUUCUCAGAGAAAGACGAUUCGCAGUUGCUCGCAUCCUUGCUCAAGCACGCGCCAUACAGGUUUUCUAAUAGAACCGAGGCGUUCCGCGAGGCCUUGAGGCUAAUAUCCUAUGACCUCACGCAAAGCUCUGCCUCGGUAGAAUGGUCGCCCAUCAAAGUGCGAAAGCGGGUGGACUACAUCGUGGAUAUGUCCAGAAAGGGUGGUAAAAACCGUGACGUUUGGGACAGAAUCCUGGCGGUGGUUAGUCAACAAAGAAAGACAGCAGGCCAAGCGGGAAUAGGAAACACCGAGAAUUCAGCUAAAAGAGAGAUUCAAAUGAGAAUAGAGACAGAGGAGAGAAUGGGGGCCACGGUGGACCCGGUGGUGACAUCUCCUAGUGGUGGGGUUAUCAGCCUUGCAGCGAAUGAGCCAAUAGAAGGUUACACUUAUUCUUGGAGAGCACCAGAGAAUCCCGCGAUAUGUCUGCUGUAUACCGUAACCACUGACAUUGAAGGGGAUAGGACCCUUGUGGAAGAGUACUCCAAUGACAAGCCACAUCAGCCAAAGCUAUCCCAGAGUCUCGCUCGCGUGCCCCAAGAUGACACCGAACCCGGUCAGAUUACCGAAAAAGACAAGACCUUGUUGGGAAUGAUGCAGUCGGUGUUGCAGCAGAACCAAGUCCGCUCGGAAGCUACCGCUGAGAUGAAUCGCGCAAGCAUCGAGCAGAACAAACUGGUUCUCGUACUUAUUUCAAGGAUGAUGGAUGGGUACGAGAAAGACAAGAGAAGGAGAGAGAACGUGGGGUACACUGCUUACGGCUGAGUUAAAAAAAAAAAAAAAAAUAGGAGAGGUUCCAGUACCCUGAUAAUACGGUUUGGAUAAUUGCUAGAGGACAAGAUGGUGAUCUACGAGGAAAACUUGGCUCACAUGUUAUGAGAUUCACGACUUGCUAAUAUCAGACAUAUUGAAAGCUACCUAACCUUUACCAUACUAAAUUGUAACCAAGAUGCAACAGAAAU